CGCUGCUCUUUUUUUCACGUCAAAUAAUCCGGAUGUCGAGCCCAUUUCCCAAACGGUACCGUUUCAGCAGUAUUCACAGACCGAUAAACAAUUUUUCCAUCAAAUUAAAACGCCUGAGUCAAAUCACUCUGGUUCAACUCCUUACAUCUCGUCUGUAGCAAGAGCGAGAUGAAGCAGAUCGAAUUGCAACAAUCGACCCGAUCAACCGUCGUUUUGAUUUCAUGCUAUCAUUAGAAUCUUCGUGAAAGUUUUGGUGAUUGAUCAUACAUUUUUAGCAAGAGAAUUUGAAUACAUACAACCAUGAGUUUUGUUUUUCGAGGUUCUAGAGCGGAUUUAGAAAAUGGGUUUCCAGGAUUUAUUCCAGGGAGGCGGACAGUGCGUGUUCACGGUUCACGCCCUGUUAAUUCCAACUCUCUUGCUUUCCUUGUUACAGUUCUCUUGCUAUUCAUGAUUUUGAAUUCACAUCAGAUGUCAUCAAAUUUUCUGCUUUGGCCAGUGCUUGGUAUCUUUAUGUUGGCCACAACCUUAAGGAUGUAUGCAACUUGUCAACAACUUCAAGCUCAAGCACAAGCACAAGCUCAUGCUGCUGUAGCCAAUGGCCUUCUUGGUCAUACUGAAUUGCGGUUGCAUAUGCCACCAGCCAUAGCUUUUGCAUCCAGAGGUCGUUUACAAGGCCUUAGAUUCCAGUUGGCACUCCUUGACCGCGAAUUUGAUGAUUUAGCUCUGAGAGCACUGGAUGCUGAAAAUGCUCCCACAGCUGCUUCAAUGAGUGAAGAUGAGAUAAAUGCCCUUCCAAUUCAUAAAUACAAGAUCUCUGGCUCUCAAAGUGUUGGCUCCUCAAUGCAACAAACCUCAUCUUUAGGCCCUGCUGAGAAAAAGGUAGAUACAGCAAUUGUUGGUGGGAGCCUGAAGGGUGAAGAUGAAUUGGCUUGCACUGUUUGCUUGGAGCAAGUUAACAUUGGCGAAACCGUCCGAAGCUUGCCAUGCUUGCAUCAGUUUCAUGUUAAUUGCAUUGAUCCAUGGCUGCGGCAGCAGGGAACCUGCCCUGUUUGUAAACACAGAGCAGGAUCUGGCUGGAACGAAUCCACAGAAGGCAUGAAAGAUAUUGCCUGGCACUGUAUGAUCAAAUACCCUAAACAGCUGUGUGAUGUAAUCUUAAAGUUCGCAUUGAAAAUUGUGCAUGAUGAUGCCCGUUGCACUUAUUCUUGGAUGGAUAAUUUCCCAAUUGGCCAAUAGGGAGUGAAAUACUUACAAAGUCAAACAUAACUAAAAUAGGGCACGUAUAACCUUAAAGAAAACAAUUCCGUUAGUUUAUCCAUAGAGAUAAAUGGUUUUCAUGGUCAUGGGUUUAUGACUAAAA
Molecule: messenger RNA, 1360 nt
Organism: Mangifera indica (mango)
Lineage: Eukaryota; Viridiplantae; Streptophyta; Magnoliopsida; Sapindales; Anacardiaceae
Product: E3 ubiquitin-protein ligase SDIR1-like
Exons: 10
Coding region: 301-1236 (311 amino acids)
Source: RefSeq, a predicted model, not a curated record